AUGCAAGAGUUCCAUUGCAAAGAUUCAUUGUCUUAUCCUGCAACUUCUUGGGAAAACUCUGUGUUCACAAACUCAAAUGUUCAAGGAUCAUCAUCUUCCAUGACCGACAACAACACAUUAAGCUUGACGAUGGAGACGAUGUCUACUCAUUUCCCAGGGAUGAAACAAACUGGUUUUCAAUUUCAGGACCAACCUGAUUCCUCCUCCACUCAAUCCACUGGAGGAGAAUCAUAUGCUGAAGUUGCAAGUUUAACCGAACCUAAUCAUCGAUAUGGCAACAACAUUGUUACACAUCUCUCAGGUUACAAAGAAAAAGCAGAGGAGGAUCCUAGUGGAAGUUAUUCGAAGUCGAUCUUGUUGAAAGUGUCUCAAGAUUCAGUGGUUCCUCCUAUCAUUGAGGCGGCUUCUUGGCCUAUUGAAACGCCAUAUUUUAAUGGUUUCUUGCCUUUUCCGUAUGCAUCACAACGCAUGGCGCAUCAUCCUCAAAUUGGAGGGUUGAUUCCUUCUAGAAUGCUUUUACCUCCCAACAUUCCAGAGAACAAACCAAUAUUCGUCAAUGCGAAACAAUACCAAGCCAUUCUCCGUCGCAGGCAGCACCGUGCAAAACUCGAAGCUCAGAACAAGCUCAUCAAAGUCCGAAAACCAUACCUUCACGAGUCGCGCCACCUUCAUGCGUUAAAGAGAGCUAGAGGCUCAGGUGGUCGUUUCCUCAACACAAAGAAGCUUCAAGAAUCAAAGUCGCCACAAUCUCCUUUCUCGGACCCGCAACAUUUCUUCAAGAACACUCAUGGUAAGUUCCGACAAAGGGACAUUUCAAGCGAUGGGACCGGGUCAAGUGGCUCGGCAACAUCUUGCUCGGAGAUAACUGGGAACAACAACGACAUGUUCCAACAAAACCCACAAUUCAGGUUCGCAGGUUAUCCAUCAAACCACCAUGUCUCAGUCCUCAUGUGA
Molecule: messenger RNA, 954 nt
Organism: Arabis nemorensis
Lineage: Eukaryota; Viridiplantae; Streptophyta; Magnoliopsida; Brassicales; Brassicaceae
Source: the annotation of a GenBank genome assembly